GGAAACGGAAACAUGCAUAUCUAAUUGUUUAUCGCGCCAGCCCCAACUGUAAAAAAACGGUGAACAAUCUCACUUACAUGCCGAUCACUCUAUGAGGAACGAGAUCGAUAAAGUAGGUAGCUUAAUGGCAAAUAUGAAAGAAAUUAGUGAGAGUGAAAAUGAUCAGUCUAAAAGAAAAACAGUUAGAAAAGCAAGAACUAGGGGUGGUGGAGUUAUGGCCACCAGAUCAAGAACAAAUGCCUUAAAAAGAAAUCAAAAAGAAGAUAUUUGUGAAAAUGGUACCGAAGAGAAGGUUGUUCAAUCAGUUUUUAUAUGCGAAAUAUGCGAUCUUAAGUUUGAAUGCAAAGAGAGUCUUUUAGCUCAUAAACGAAGGAAUCAUCUCUCUAGUGGUACAACAUCUUCAACACCUCCUGAGAGAAUGUCGACUGAAGAGCGAAGGAGAAAGUUAUCGAAAUUCACUGACGCUCAGAUAAUUUCGAAACUAGUAGAAAAAGGUGCCAUCUUCCAAUGCAUUUGUGGAAUGAUAUUUAAGGAACAAACCUUGUACUUCCUGCAUCGAGGUUGCCAUAAUUCCGAGGAUCCCAAAAAAUGCUCUUUUUGCGAUUUCAAGGCGCAGGAUUGGUACGAUUUUACAACGCAUUUUUUCAUUCACAAGAAGAAGAACGACGGAGGAGUUUUUAAUGAUAUUAGUCAGACUUACUCGCAUUUUUUACCGGUAUCUCAAACCGUUCAAUGGUCGGAUAAUACACAGGACUUACCGCAUUUUUCCAGUAUCCUACCACCGAUUGCUACCAUAUCAAGGGCAGCACCAAGUCAUCAGGACGUCGUUCCGAAUUCAACGCAUGCGCAGUAG
Messenger RNA from Dimorphilus gyrociliatus, 853 nucleotides. The record is from the annotation of a GenBank genome assembly. NCBI's taxonomy places the organism in Eukaryota, Metazoa, Annelida, Polychaeta, Dinophilidae.